Molecule: messenger RNA, 563 nt
Organism: Sphaeroforma arctica JP610
Lineage: Eukaryota; Ichthyosporea; Ichthyophonida
Exons: 1
Source: RefSeq, a predicted model, not a curated record
UAUAGGUUACGAAAAGGAGCCCGAGAAGAAGAAAAACGUACAAACAUCGUCGAACGUUGAGCCGGAGGAGAAGAAAACCGAAAGCGAGCUCAAAAAACCGGAAAGCGCGUCUGAAGAAUCGGAAAGCGAGUCUGAAGAAUCGGAAAGCGAGUCCGAAGAAUCGGAAAGCGAGCUUAAAAAAUCGGUAAACGAGCCCAAGAAAUUAGAAAGCGAGCACAAGAUAUUGGAAAGCAAACCCAAGAAAUCGGAAAAUGAGCCCAAGAAAUUGGAAAGCGAGCCCAAGAUAUCCGAAAGCGAUCCCAAAAAUUCGGAAUGCGAGCCCAUAUCAGAAAGCGUACCCAAGAAAUUGGAAAGUGAGCCCAAGAAAUCGGAAAGUGAGCCCAAGAAAUCGGAAAGCGAGCCCAAGAAAUCGGAAAGCGAGCCCGAAAAAUCUGGAUUCCCAGCUGAAAAUCUGGCUGCUGAAGUUGAUGUUGUUGCAUCGAAAGUUGAGAAAAUGGCUGAGUCAGAGAAUAAGACGGAGAAAGAAAAUGGAACGACACCGGAGCGCAUGCAUGAAGAAGCGG